AGCAGAACCUGACCAGUCAAGUAAGCUUCGAUUCCCGUCUCUCUCUUCACUCCUAGGGUUUUACUGUAACAACCAAACCAAGUCAGAACCCAAAAUCAAAUUGAAGCCAUGAAGCUCACAUGGCUCAGUUCAGUGGAAAAUGCCCACGAUGACUCGGUGUGGGCUUGCACGUGGGUCCCAGCCACUGACGACCGGCAAGGCCUACUCCUCACCGGCUCGCUCGAUGAGACCGUAAGGCUCUGGCGACACAACGAUGGCCUCGCACGUGUCAAUACCUUGACCGGCCAUUGUCUCGGAGUCGUCUCAGUCGCCGCUCACCCUUCUGGUAGAAUCGCGGCCUCGGCUUCGAUUGACAGCUAUGUUCGCGUCUUCACUGUGGAUGGAAAUGACACAAUUGCCACUCUCGAUGCUCCUUCCUCUGAAGUCUGGCAAUUGCAAUUCAAUCCCCAGGGCACAACUCUAGCAGUUGCUGGAGGGAGCAGCGCAUCAGUCAAGUUAUGGGAUACUGCAGAAUGGAAACUGAAUGCCACCCUAUCGAUUCCCCGUCCUGAAGGAAUAAAGCCCUCAGAUAAAAGUGGCAACAAGAAGUUUGUCCUCUCAGUAGCAUGGAGCCCUGAUGGGAGACAUCUGGCUUGUGGCUCAAUGGAUGGCACCAUCUCUGUCUUUGAUGUAGCACGUGCCAAAUUCCUACACCACCUGGAAGGCCACAACAUGCCUGUGCGCUCCCUUGUGUAUUCGACUGCACCUCUUGAUAAAAGGGUACUCUUUUCCGCCUCUGAUGAUGGCCAAGUGCACAUAUAUGACUCAGAGGGUAAGACGUUGAUUGCGUCUCUGUCGGGUCAUGCAAGUUGGGUUUUGAGCGUGGAUGCGAGCCCAGAUGGUGCAGCAAUUGCAACGGGCUCCAGUGACAGGACUGUGAGACUCUGGGAUCUUAAAAUGAGGGCAGCUACACAAAUACUGACCAACCAUACAGACCAGGUUUGGGGAGUGGCAUUUCAACCACCAGGAGGGACUGGUGUGCGAAAUCACCUACUCGCAAGUGUAUCUGAUGACAAGGGCAUAUCACUCUAUAGCUACUCCUGAAGGUAUGUAUGUAGCUUGUUUCCAGUGGUUGGGAGGACAUUGAUGAUUAGUUCUCAAUUCAGAUGUGUUGCUUCUUGUGGUACUGUUCAUGGGUAUUGUAUCGAAAAUACUUUGGGGCUUUAUAGCGAAUACCGCAUACUUAUGUUUAGUUUAUGGGUAAGUCCUUUGUACUGAUUUGAUGCCAUACCAAACCAAAAUUUACAAGUAAUUAGGGCUAGUUAUAAUUUAUUUUAGAGUCAAGUGAUGACUAAAAAAUGUUUGGUACGAUUCUAUGCGAUUAAGUUA
This is a messenger RNA of Ilex paraguariensis (yerba mate), 1368 nucleotides long. The record is from the annotation of a GenBank genome assembly. NCBI's taxonomy places the organism in Eukaryota, Viridiplantae, Streptophyta, Magnoliopsida, Aquifoliales, Aquifoliaceae.